Messenger RNA from Candida albicans SC5314, 792 nucleotides. It is a transcript of the gene SLR1, whose product is annotated as Slr1p. The coding region runs from base 1 to 792 and encodes 263 amino acids. Gene Ontology annotation, cellular component: cytoplasm; ASAP complex; nucleoplasm. The transcript is spliced from 2 exons. The record is from RefSeq and is a predicted model, not a curated record. NCBI's taxonomy places the organism in Eukaryota, Fungi, Ascomycota, Pichiomycetes, Serinales, Debaryomycetaceae. Gene Ontology annotation, biological process: mRNA splicing, via spliceosome. Gene Ontology annotation, molecular function: RNA binding.
AUGCCAAAGAAUACAUUAUAUGUCACUGGGUUUUCAAGAGAAUCCAAAGCUGCUGAUUUAGCUCCAGAUUUUGAAAAAUACGGAGAAUUAGUUAGAUUAGAUAUUCCUCCACCAAGAUCCGACGAUGGUGAAAAAUAUGCAUUCGUUGAAUAUAAGGAUGCAGAAAGUUGUGAACGUGCUUUGGAAUUGGAUGGUAAAACUUUGCCAUAUUCAAUCAAAGACGGAUUGGUUGUUCAAGUUGCCAGAUCCGACCCAUACCGUGUGAGACAACAAUUUUCUGGUCCAAGAGGAGGUUAUCGUGAUGGAGGUUACGGUGGAAGAGGAGGCUACCGUGAUGGUGGCUAUGGAGGAAGAGGUGGUUAUCGCGACGGUGGUUACGGUGGUAGAGGUGGUUAUGGAGGAGGAAGAGGUGGUGGUUACGGUGGAUACCGUGAUGGGGGAAGAGGUGGAUAUCGUGAUGGUGGAAGAGGCGGUUAUGGAGGUUACCGUGAUGGGGGAAGAGGUGGUGGCUAUGGUGGCUACCGUGAUGGAGGAAGAGGAGGAGGUUACCGUGACGGUGGAUACCGUGAUGGAGGAUACCGCGAUGGUGGUAGAGGUGGUUAUGGAGGAGGAAGAGGUGGUUAUGACCGUGAUCGUGAGGAAGGUAGAGGAGGUUAUGAUCGUGAAGAAGAUAGAGGAGGAUAUGAACGUGAUGAAGGUAGAGAACCAAGAGUUGAAGAAAGAAGAUACAGUAGAUCUCCAUCAAGAUCUCCUCCUAGAAGAGAUAGAUCAAGAUCCCCAGAACGUUAUUAG